UGUAUUUCAAACUUGAAAUUACGAUCGACACACAAGAUUAUAUUUCCAUUUGGAAAAAAAGAAACUUUACGUAGGAAGAUCAGAACACAACAUUAAAGUUUUAAUAUAAAGGACAUGCGGAGUUUCAGAUAUCGUGCUUUGAUUCUAGAGUUCAUAAUCUAUAAACGUGUAUUAGAUGGAUUACUUAAGUAUCAAAACUGUAUUGGGCGAAUGAUUAAUUGUAGUUCCUCUUUAUAUCGCUUAGCCUUUAUUAAAGGGACUCGCUUAUGAUUUUGGACCAAAAAAUUGUUUUUCCAGUAAAGCAUCUGAAAACACUUAUUUUGUCAUUAUUUUACUCUACGAUAUCGUUAUUGCAGAAAAAAAUACAAUGAUGGCAGAAACAAGUAUUUGGGUUUUUAGUGGUGUGCGAGCGGCGGUAAAGUCAAGAAUAAGAUAGAAAACACACGUUUUAACUGCUAGGCCCCCAGGAGUUAAACAAAAGUGAUGGAUAUUUUUACCUUUCAACCAUACAUUGAUUACAUCACGUGAUGAUCACGCAACAACGAACCGCUGAUAUCCGUUAUUAACGUUAAUGAAAAGUGUGGUCUUCAAAGACGAUAUUUGACAGUUAUCAACAUUAGCUGAAGGGUUUUAGCUUUUGGUAUUUUAGUUUUAACUCUUCUUAUGAUUUGCCUCACUUCAUUUCGUCAUACACCAAACAUGCAUUUUUCAAAAUACAUGAGCGAGUCACUUUAAAAUUAAGGCAGUACAUAACAAAGCAUAUUUGUACUGUGAAUAUUGCUUUUUUAUAAUCGGAGGAAGUUUAUUUUGUAUAAAGGUCUGCUUUGUUGCUUGUAUAAAUAUUUACGUGUUUGAAUGUGCGGCUAAAAGGCUCUGGCUUAAAGGAUAUGAAUGAAUAACAUGAGAAUGAGAUUACACUUGUUACUACGACCGUGCCGUUGAACUUUCAACGUUUGUUUUAAUAGUAGUAAUACUAGCAGUUAAAAGGAAGUUUGAACCUCGGUCGCACAGACGACAGACGAACAGAUAUGUCACGGGUGGAAGACGUCAGCACCGGGGAUUUUAUACAGGUGCGGAGCCGAUGGCAGUACCUAAAGCAGCGGCUGAAACGUCGGGGCGUGGUUGAGGUGGAUAAAUCCCACCCGCAGUAUGACAUGCUGUGUGCCAUUCAGGUUGCCAUACGAACACUGUUUACGGAUCAUCCCGAGGCCAAGGCAAAGGAUGAACUUGAUGAGAACGAUUUCAACCAAAAGAUAAAGUAUACCGUGCAGUCCCCAGCUGGAAAGACGUACCAGUUCGGGAGCUACGCAAGUCCGGUGUUCGCCCGAGUUCGUUCGGCAGUAGACAUAAAAGAAGAUGACUUUCUGAACAGCCUAGUCCCCGACAGUCUUCCUUACCUGGAGUUUAUAAGUAACUCGAGGAGCGGGCAAGACUUUUAUUUCACGAACAAUCAAAGAUUUGUGCUCAAAACCGACCUCCAGCAUUGUGUACAGUUCUUCCUGUCAAUACUCCGAGAUUAUCUCAACCAUUUCCAAACAUACCCGCAUUCCUUGCUAGUCAAAUUCCUUGGACUCUACUCAAUCAAGACAGCCACAUCGAAAAAGAAAUACUUCCUAGUCAUGCAGAGUAUAUUCUACCCAACGAUACGCCUCAACGAGAGAUUUGACAUUAAAGGUUGCCUUGCAAACAGAUAUCAAGACCCGAACCCACCAGGAAAGAAGACCAUUCUUGUUCUUAAAGAUAAGAAUUUCUUAGAUGAGAAAAUCGAACUUGGGCCACAAAAGGACUGGUUCCUGACACAGCUGCGAGCUGACGUGGAUUUCCUACGAGAGAUAGAAGUUCUCGACUUCAGUCUUCUACUGGGUCGGCACCGACUUGAAAGCAGCGAAAAACACGAAUCCAUGAGUAACCUCGUCAUAAGAGUCAAGAAAUCGUUCGGUCAUGAGAAGGGGUCUGAAAAUUUGCACCUAUAUGAGGAACAGAAUCUUGUUGCAACUGAUCAAACCAGCCAACCAAACGGACAGUCAGAGAUCGUAGAUCAAAGUAAAACUAAGACAAAUGACAUCGAAUUGCAAGUGCUUUCAAAAAGCGACCCACCAAAUGUAUCUCCUGCAAAGAAGAGUGGCAAAAAAGAAAUCUCUAAAUUGAAGAGCACAAAGUCCUCUUCAGGAGCGAAGGUAGGAUUCCUCCGCUCGUUGUCAGACAAACGCUAUUUGGACGAUUCCGAACAUACAUUCCAGAACAGACGACUAUUGUUGACCUGUGAUAAUAGCCUUCAUAUCAUUGAUGGCGUCAAAUACAGAUAUUAUAUUGGUGUCAUAGAUUUCUUUACGCAGUUCCGAUGUAGACAACUUGUGGGAAAAGUUCUGAAAGACAUGAAAACAUGUUGUGGAAGUCAUUCAACGGUGGAUCCGGAAACGUACGCAGAACGCUUCUAUCAGUUUAUACAGGAGCGGGUUGAAUAAAACACUAGACAUUGGCUGCAAACUGAUGUGAUAACGUUUUCGAUUGCCAGUGAUAAAAUGUUUUAAUUCCAUGUCAGCAUUCCAUGUAUUUUAGAAUUUACUAUAUGGUUGAAUGUUUUACAAAGCUUUAAAUCGUUGCAACUACUUUUUAAACUGUUUACAGUUACUUGCAUGAAGUGAUUCUCUUUUAAAAAGAAAUUCACUUUAAUACUCAUGUUUAUAUUAUAUAGCUCUAUAUUUUUCUAAUUUUGUACUCUGCAAGCUUACUUAUAAGCCCACUAAUGCUUCUCGCUGAAAUUACAAUUUAUAUUAUGAAUCUCAAAAUAAGGGUAUAAACGCGUUUAUUUGAACAUAUUUGUACAUUUAUAUUUUUGAGGAAAUAUUGCUAAAUUCUGUUUAAAUGCAUAUGUGUCCAUUUUUGAUAUUGUAUAAUUAUAAUUUAUUCUAAUAGUGUUUAUGAUGUUUUAAGCAUGGUCCGUAUCCAGUACAUUUCAAAAGAUUGGCAAAUAGCAACUUUUUAGAAAUCUGAUAUCUGCACUAAUUUGUUAAAAGCGUACGCUAUGCAGGAAAUGUUUAUAGUGUCUCUAAAUUUGUCAAAGGUUUCGAGAUUCGGAUAAAAAAACGCGCAUGCGCAGCUAAAUUAGUACAGUACCAUGCUCUCAAUGCAUAAAUGUGCUAGCAUGCAUUACCGUGCCAAUACGGCCAAUGCUCGUGCUAAACCUACAUCAGGGUUUCCGAAUCGUGCAGAUGUGGUUUGCUGGAAAAUUGAUAUAUUUUGGAUAAGACCACUUUUUUGAAACAGCUAUAAGUUACCUAUAUUUUUUCGCUGUUGUCUUUAUGAAUAAUGCGUUCUGGUGCCCUUAAACUGUGUUGAUACCAACCAUCAAACAUAACAAAUGUUCACAACUAAAGAAAAAUCUCUUAUAAAAAUUUAAGCAAAUGGAUGAACUGAUCACCGAAAAACAAAACAAAAAAGUAUAAAGAAAGCUUAAAAUACAUUGAGAAUAGGCCAAUAUAUACAAGUAUUUCAAAUCAGUUUAUAGAACAAAGUUUGCGUGUCUCAAUUUGGUGUCUCAAUUUGCCGUGUUUAGGUUGUAAAUGCCAGUUCGGUCAUUAUUUUAUUUUUUUAACUGUUGUUACUUUAAUUAGGGUUUUAUAUUUCACACAUAUUUCACAUUUAAUAUGCCAGUCAAAGACUUUGUCACAGUUUUACAGAUAAAGUAUCAUGAUUAAAUUUCUAUUGUAUUGUUAGUUAUGAGCUUUGUUUGUCGUUAGUUAGCGAUCAUAUGUGAUAUUUAAUAUGAGUGUGUUUCUCUAACCAAGAGUUUAUCUCUCUAAUAAAAUCAAAACUAUUUUCUAAUAAAGGCUAAAAUAGAAA
This is a messenger RNA of Mya arenaria, 3843 nucleotides long. Its product is annotated as phosphatidylinositol 4-phosphate 5-kinase-like protein 1. The transcript has 12 exons. Gene Ontology annotation, molecular function: phosphatidylinositol kinase activity. Gene Ontology annotation, biological process: phosphatidylinositol metabolic process. Bases 1029 to 2465 code for a protein of 478 amino acids. The record is from RefSeq and is a predicted model, not a curated record. NCBI's taxonomy places the organism in Eukaryota, Metazoa, Mollusca, Bivalvia, Myida, Myidae.